GAUGCAGGCAGGAGGCUGAUACCGUUUGAAAGCAUCUCCAGUCGCGCACCGAUGUAGCGACAUCCUACUAACCCACAUUUUAUCCAGAAAGAAGCAAUGGCGUCCAAAAUAAGAUUUCCUGAAAUAUGAAAAUCGACUGCAAAGACCCUGAAAACAAGCGUCCAAUAUGAAGAGUAUGGAGCAGGAGUUGCAGUGUCCGGUCUGUAAGGACAUUGUUAAACAACCCAUAGUGCUUCCCUGCCUGCACAGCGUGUGUCUAAUGUGUGCCUCCGAGGUGCUGGUUCAAAGCGGGUACCCCCAGCCCGAGCUCCCACCUGAGCCCAACUCGCCUGCUUCCACACCCAACACACGGUCCCCUCGCCAGAUGCGCAGACCCAUGCCCAAAUCUGACCGUGUUGACCGCCUGUUGCGCUCGGGUUCAGGGACAUACCCAGGUCGUAGGCGAAAGGAGGGUCCUCCUCCACUCAUGCACUUCCCUUGCGUCCCCUGUGGGCGAGAUGUGGAACUGGGUGAGAGAGGAUUGGCUGAAUGCUUGAGGAAUCUCACGCUGGAGAGAAUCGUGGAAAGGUACAGGCACACAGUGAGUUUGGGCAGCGUGGCUGUCAUAUGUCAGUUCUGUAAACCGCCACAGGCUAUGGAGGCAACUAAAGGUUGUGCCGACUGCAGAGCGAGCUACUGUAAUGAGUGCUUCAAACUUUAUCACCCCUGGGGCACUCCCCGUGCCCAGCACGAACAUGUUCAGCCCACCCUAAACUUCAGGCCAAAGGUAUUGACGUGCCCAGAACACGAUCAGGAAAAGCUGCAGUUCUACUGUAAGUCGUGUCAGAUGCUUCUUUGUGCCCUUUGCAAACUGCGGCGAGUUCACACUGGUCACAAGAUCGCACCCGUCACCCAGGCCUAUCAGACCCUUAAGGACAAGAUCACCAAGGAGAUGAAUUACAUCCUGUCCAAUCAGGACAUGGUAUUGACUCAGAUCGCACAGCUGGAGAAUGCCAUCACUCAAACUGAGGUAAACAGCGUAUCGGCCAAAGAGCAGUUAUCGCACUGCGUGAAGGAGAUCAUGGCGUUGCUGACUGAGCGGCAGGCGAUGCUGGGCCAGGCGCUGGAAGGCUCACGGCAGAAGAGGGCAGAGGCCUUGUCCGAUCAGGUGGCAGAGAAACGCAGUCUGCUGGAGCACGCCAGCCUGAUGGCCUUUACUCAAGAGCUCCUUAAAGAAAACGACCCGUCCAGCUUUGUCCAUGCAGCCAGGAUGACACACAAAAGAUUGGCCCAUUCCAUUGAAUCUAUGCAGCGUUUUUCUCUUUCUGCGGAUCCUUCUUUCCGUCACUUCCAGCUUGAUGUUUCCAGAGAGCUCAAACUUCUCACGGACCUGAACUUCAUUCAGGCCCCUCUCGCACCUGUGAUCGACACCCAGCGAACACUUGCGUACGACCAGCUCUUUCUGUGUUGGCGCUUGCCUCAGGACUCCACUCCUGCUUGGCAUUUCUCUGUGGAAUUCCGCCGCCGUGGGGUAGUGCCAGGGGGUGGAGCAAGAGGGGGUCUCCGAGGGGGAUUGGCUGCCGCUCGCUGGGGGUGGCAAAGGUUGGAGGAGGUGACCGGGACCUGUACUGUGAUUGACAGGCUGGAGAUGGACAGUGUGUAUGUCUUGAGGGUGAGAGGUUGCAAUAAAGCAGGAUUCGGUGAAUACAGUGAGGAAGUAUAUUUACACACACCACCAGCUCCAGUGUUAAAUUUUUACCUGGAUUCUCGCUGGGGUCUGCACGCGGACAGACUGGUGGUGAGUAAGGAACAGCGAUGUGCCCGCAGUGUGCCCGGUCUCUCCCUGCUGCAGGCCGCGGACCGUGCCCUCACUUCCUGUCACCUGACCACAGACUUGCUUGUGGGUGAUGUGGCCAUAACGCAGGGCAGACACUAUUGGGCGUGCUCGGUAGAGCCUGGCUCCUACCUGGUUAAGGUUGGUGUGGGUUUAGAAUCCAAACUUCAGGAAUGGUUUCAUCUCCCCCUGGACAUGGCGAGUCCACGAUAUGAUCCUGACAGCGGCCAUGACAGCGGCGCAGAAGAUUCCCCCGAUUCCCCUCCGCCUUUUUUGUUCCUCACGAUGGGCAUGGGCAAGAUUUACCUGCCCUCCUCUGCCAACUCCCAUCACGCAAAUUCCAAUUGCAGAGAGCCCGGCUUCACCAACGGCCCUUCCACUCCGACCGGCGUGACCUAUCCUCUCCCUCCGAGGUUGGGAGUGUGUCUCGACUUUGAGAAAGGGCGUGUCACGUUUUACGAUGCCCACUCUCUCCGCCCGCUCUGGGAGGGACCCGUGGACUGCUCCGCCCCCGUGUGCCCCGCAUUCUGUUUCAUUGGAGGCGGGGCUUUACAGCUACAGGAAAUGGUAGCCAAUCGAAAUGCGAAUCAAACCCCUGUACGGCGGGUCACCAUUCAAUCACGUGUUACUAAACUGAACUAAGCCAAGAGAUACUUUGAUUGAUUAUUGUUUUUAUAUAUUUAAAUUUUACGAUUUUUAACAGCAUCUCAUUUAUUUUUUAUUCACCAUUAUCUUUGAGAGGCCUUUAUUGUUGCACUGCUUGCUGAGUUAUAAACCUCUUCCAAUGAUUUAUUAACUUGAUGUCAUCUAUAUAAAAUACUCAAAAAUUGCUUAUCCAUAAGUAUAUAUAUAUAUAUAUAUUAAGCAUAUAUGCAAAAAUGUAGAUUUCCCAACCUGAAGGAGGCAACCUCUGUGUUUGGGUGCAGUACAGGUGCCUCAGAUUUUAUAUUUGCAAAUUAUUCUCCAAACAGAGAAGAAACUCCAGACUGUUACACAAGGCCUAAUUUUGUAACCCAAAUUAUAUGGCAAACAUCUGCCAUAACACUCUCUAGCCUUGUGCUUUCAGGACAGACCUGUUAAACUCUUUCAGCUGUCAACUGGAGCAUUUACUAAAAUAUUUACUUGACGUAUGUUAAACACCAGACCAAAUGCUUCUUGCUGCUUCUUUGUCUUUGAUGCUUGAGAAGAACCUUGAUUUGUGUCUUCUAGGCCGCUGUAAGUCUAUGAAAGUAUGUUUUCUGAGCAAUGUAUUAUAUUGCUGAACAAACCUAUAUUGUUUAGAAAUUGGCAAAUAUUAAAAACUAAACAAGUUAGACUAGGUAAUAAUAAACAGUAUCUCAAGAAUGAAAAUCUGCAAUGCAGUAGAUUGAAGAUGCACAGCUUUACUCAAUAUUUAUGACAUUGGAAGUGUGUGUGCGCGCGUGUGAUGCUCUUAAUCCACUAUUGUAAAUCACUUUAUGCAAAUUCAUACAAAAGCUUGUAGAGAAUACUUUUAAGAGUUUGACUCGUGCGAUUGAUUUCAGUUUGGCUGUGCUUCUCUGGAAUGGCUUUAGAGAGAUUUGCAAAAUCUUUCUGGUAAGAACGAGGACGUGCCCUUUAAUGCCACUUAAUACACUAAUAAAAUCACAAAAAUGA
Molecule: messenger RNA, 3448 nt
Organism: Triplophysa dalaica
Lineage: Eukaryota; Metazoa; Chordata; Actinopteri; Cypriniformes; Nemacheilidae
Gene: trim46b
Product: tripartite motif containing 46b
Exons: 12
Coding region: 167-2455 (762 amino acids)
Molecular function (GO): protein binding; zinc ion binding
Source: RefSeq, a predicted model, not a curated record